UUCAAAAUGAGGGGCUGGCCUGGGUCAGGUACUUGGAACCAAGGCAGGCACCUGAAGGACCAUUUAAGCAGUCUGAAUAAAGAGAGAAUGCUUCAUGAGAUGCUCAUGCUUCUGGCCUGUGGGACACUCCAGGGAGCAAGGACUAGACUAUCAACAUGGAAUGCAAGAUUCUGUAAUAACAGAAGUAUUUUACUGCAAAUCUAAUAACCUUAUACUUGUACAUACAGGCCCCCAGGCACCAUGGAGGACAAACGCAACAUCCCGAUCAUCGAGUGGGAACACCUGGACAAGAGGAAGUUCUACGUGCUUGGCGUGGCCAUGACAAUGGUGAUCCGCGUCAGCGUGUACCCGUUCACCCUCAUUCGAACCCGGCUGCAGGUUCAGAAGGGCAAGAGCCUCUACCACGGGACCUUCGAUGCCUUUGUCAAGAUCCUGCGAGCAGACGGCGUGACUGGCCUCUACCGCGGCUUCCUCGUCAACACCUUCACGCUCAUCUCCGGCCAGUGCUACGUUACCACCUACGAGCUGACCCGGAAGUUCGUAGCUGACUACAGCCAGAGCAACACAGUGAAGUCGCUGGUGGCCGGCGGCUCAGCCUCCUUGGUGGCCCAGAGCAUCACCGUGCCCAUCGACGUGGUCUCCCAGCACCUGAUGAUGCAGCGCAAGGGAGACAAGAUGGGCCGCUUCCAGGUGCACCAGGGCCCGCAGGGACAAGGGCUCAUUGCGUUUGGUCAAACUAAGGACAUCAUCAGGCAGAUCCUGCGAGCUGAUGGGGUUCGAGGUUUCUACCGAGGCUACGUGGCUUCCCUGUUGACCUACAUCCCCAACAGUGCUGUCUGGUGGCCCUUUUAUCACUUCUAUGCAGAGCAGCUUUCGUCCCUGUGUCCUAAGGAGUGUCCUCACAUUGUCUUUCAAGCCAUCGCUGGGCCCCUGGCUGCAGCGACUGCCUCCAUCCUGACCAACCCCAUGGAUGUCAUCCGAACCCGCGUGCAGGUUGAAGGCAAGAGCUCCAUCAUCCUGACCUUCAGACAGCUGAUGGCAGAAGAGGGGCCUUGGGGCCUCAUGAAGGGCCUCUCAGCCCGGAUCAUCUCCGCCACGCCCUCCACCAUUGUCAUCGUGGUAGGCUACGAGAGCCUCAAGAAACUCAGCCUCCGACCUGAGCUGGUGGACUCCAGACACUGGUAGCCAGUGUGGGCAGAGAGAAGCGUGCCCAUUGCACACACUGCUCUGUGGUCAGGGCAGAGCGGGGAAGGCGGUGCCCUGGUGAAUGUGCCCACCACCUACCCAGCCAGUGGUGGGCAGAGAGAAGCGUGCCACUGCACACACUGCUGUGGGUCAGGGCAGAGCGGGGACGACCGUGCCCUUGUGAAUGUGCCCACCACAUACCCAGCCUGCCCUAUGCCAGGUGGCCCGUCUGGGACCUGGACAGAGUCUUUGAACUGCUGUGCUGAAGGGGUGCUGUGCCCGGCUCCUCUUCCCGUUAUUUUCACUUCUCCCGUGGACCUGUGCCCGUGUUCUCAGUCCCCGUAAUCAGCCCUGGUCUGCAGACUGACCCCGCCUCCGCCGCUGGCCUGUGUGGCUCCCCUCCCCCAGUGCCUCGGGCUUCCAGCAGAGGCUCCAGGCCGCUGCCCCAGCCCUUCCCACCUCGUCUUCUAAGCUCGCUCGUUUUGAAUUCGGGUUGUCCACCGGCCUACCCCGCUUUGCUCUGCCUCACGGGGGCAAGAUGCCAGAUACUUCCGCACCAGUAGUCAGGGCCAAGCCUGUCACUGUAGAAUACUCGUCCUCUCUUGGAGUAGUCACUAGGAGAGAGAACUCGGAGGCUCGCUCUGUGUGUAUGUGAACAUCUGAACCAGGCUGUUACCUUAGCCCCUCUGUUAGGCACCAUCCCUGCUGUGAGAGCCAACUUCUUCCUCAGACAAGUGGAAAAGCACCAGUCAAUCCCAGGUCUUAAUCCCUCCAGCGGAUCUUCUGUCCCAAGGCUGCGGACAAUAUGACUGUUGGCGUCCCUUGGCCCAGGUGACUGUAAUGGAGGGCACAGUUCUAAGUAGCUCAGGCACUCAGGCCGGCCCUGGACUUGGAGCAUCUUCUGAUGUCUGUUUGAGAGAGUUGCUUGUUUGGAAAGUGACAAGAGGUUGGGUACCCCACCACCACCACACCUCAGGCCAGCUGAGCCCAGCCCAGGAAAGAGCAGAGGAAGUUCUGAGCCCAGGCAGCCUUGCUGCACAGGUUACCUGUCACUCAGAGUCACAGCAGCAGGUACGAAUUGCUCUUCCCUUUCUCCCUGGGUGGGACGUGCCAGCCCAGUCGUGGUAAUUGCUUGCAAGGGAUUAGAGAGCAGGAAGUCACCCCAUGCCAGGACCACUGCAUUCACCAGCCCAAUACUGCCAAGACUGUCUGUGGGCGCUCUCAGGAGCGCUAGGAGGUGACACUCCUUCUCUGCCCUGGCACCUCUGCCAGUCCUAUGCUGCAGGCAGAUGUGUGCAGCAAGUGGGAUGGGAAGAUGGCAGUCCCACCCUGCCUUUCUGCUUGAGACAUGUGGCCUGGAUGAUCCCUUAGGCUUCUGUAUUGGUUCAGUCCCUUGGGAAACACCAUGGUGCCAAUCUGAAAGGUGCUACCCCACAUUUUUCCAUCCUGGCCCGAGUAGAAUCUAAAAAUGAUUUCUCUGUUCUUACCA
Messenger RNA from Jaculus jaculus (lesser Egyptian jerboa), 2674 nucleotides. It is a transcript of the gene Slc25a44, whose product is annotated as solute carrier family 25 member 44. The record is from RefSeq and is a predicted model, not a curated record. Gene Ontology annotation, molecular function: branched-chain amino acid transmembrane transporter activity. Lineage: Eukaryota; Metazoa; Chordata; Mammalia; Rodentia; Dipodidae. Gene Ontology annotation, cellular component: mitochondrion. Bases 241 to 1185 code for a protein of 314 amino acids. The transcript is spliced from 4 exons. Gene Ontology annotation, biological process: branched-chain amino acid catabolic process; transmembrane transport.